AUAUUUGAUGUAAAGCUGCGUUCUUGCUGAAUAUUUUUUAGCAUGGCCAGAUAUUUGAGACCUCCAAAUACAUCUCUUUUCAUCAGAAACAUUUCCGAUGAAUCCAGAAAAUGUAAAGGCAUCCAGUUGUUGUGGAGCCUGGAGAAAGAGAAAGAGUAAGAAUGUCCGGUGUAGAGUAGAUCUAAAGACAAGCAGCAAAAGACGGCCAGGAUGACAAGAAACAGAGAGAGGGAAAGGUUGAAAAAGAAAGAGAAUUUAAAGCUUGAAGAGACAGAGGGGACGGAGUCGAGGCUUGGAUAUGUCGUCAAAAGAAAGAGGAAAAGGGAAGAGAUUAAAGGGCAAAGACAAGCAGGAAACCCAAGUUCUUCUGGGAGGCGGUUAAAGAGCUUAAAGAUCAAGAUGAAAGUCAAAGUCAAGCAUGUUUAAGGUAACAAACCUGAAUUAUUUUUUUGAAGAUGUGCGCGACGCAGAAGAUGCUCUUCACAACCUGGACAGGAAGUGGGUGUGUGGCCGACAGAUUGAAAUCCAGUUUGCGCAGGGAGACCGAAAGACACCCAAUCAGAUGAAAGGGAAGGAGGGGGGAUCUUCGCGCAGCUCUUCGCGGCAUGAUGAUCGGGAUUAUGAUCGGGACAGCCGUCGUAGGCGCUCUCGCAGCCGUAGCUACCAAAGACGCAGGUCACGCAGCCCAUCCUACGAUCGCCGGCCCAGACGCUCUGAGAGUCCCAGAGACUCCCGUGGAAGGAUGUACGGCGGUAGAGGAAGAAGCAGGAGUCCGGAAAAUGACAGGCACAGACCCCACCCACGUGACCACCGACGACCCCCCCCUGGGCAUUCCCCUCACAGUCAAUCCCGCUCCCCUUCUCACUCUAGGCCCAGGGCCCAGAGGGAGUCCAGAGGAAAGUCUCGUUCCCGCUCGAAGUCCCUAAGCCCACAAGAUGGCGACUUCCACCCAGCACCCGGUGGCUAUGAGCCUCAGGACGAGGCGUCGUCUCGUAUGCGCUCCCCGUCCCGCUCGCGUUCUCGCUCACGGUCCCGCUCUCGCUCCAGGUCCUGGACUGGGCGCAAGUCAGGGGGACACUAAAACAUGUUUGUUGGAUCCUUUUUACUGUAGUCGUGUCCAUAAUGGCUUGCUGGAUAAUUGAAUGUUCAUGGAACGGUCAUUGGUUGGUUUGUUUGUGAAAAUGAUCGUCCUUUGUAGUUUUUUUGCUUUGUUUAAAAAAAGGAUGACAAAAGAGAAACACUAUAUCCUUCUGUUUAAAUCAGUCCCAGAAAUAUUUACACACCCUCUGUUUCUAGUCAUUAUAUCAUAUACUGAGUGUACGAAACAUUAGGAAUAGCUUCCUAAUAUUGAGUUGCACCCCCUCCCCCCUUUUGCCCUCAGAACAGCCU
Molecule: messenger RNA, 1389 nt
Organism: Coregonus clupeaformis (lake whitefish)
Lineage: Eukaryota; Metazoa; Chordata; Actinopteri; Salmoniformes; Salmonidae
Product: serine/arginine-rich splicing factor 10
Exons: 6
Coding region: 419-1081 (220 amino acids)
Molecular function (GO): RNA binding
Source: RefSeq, a predicted model, not a curated record